Molecule: messenger RNA, 1677 nt
Organism: Sporothrix schenckii 1099-18
Lineage: Eukaryota; Fungi; Ascomycota; Sordariomycetes; Ophiostomatales; Ophiostomataceae
Exons: 2
Coding region: 1-1677 (558 amino acids)
Source: RefSeq, a predicted model, not a curated record
AUGGGUACCUCACAGCAUGUCGCCGGUGUGCCGAGUGGCGAUGUUAUCGCAGGGUGCCGUUGCACCGACACCAAGGAGAUCGGGCAGCAGGCUGUGCCUGUACACCGCCAGGGACAUUUACAAAAUAAAAAUGGCGUCUGUGAGACAACCACACCGGUUUCCCAGGAGGACUCCAUGCCAACGGAAACGCCUGUGACGAUGCACGCAGAAGCGUCAGGUUCUCAUCUGGGGUGGCCGGCACACCGGCGCUGCUCUGGGGGGCCGGUCUUUCGUAUUCUCGGCGACUGGGCGUGGGAAAUCUGGUUUUGCUUCAUAAGCGUGGCGUCCUUCAUCACAAUUGUCGCGGUCCUGGGAUCGUACAAUAACAACGCGCUGCCACAACUACCACUCCACAUCUCACUCAACACACUAGUCGCGCUGCUUGCCACGCUGGCCAAGGCGGCCCUUAUGAUACCAAUAGCAGAGUCCAUCAGUCAGUGGAAGUGGAACUGGUUCCGCACGCAUCGCAGCCUGGCAGACUUCCACACCUUUGAUCUAGCCAGCCGUGGCCUUUGGGGCUCCGUGUCGCUCAUCGGAAAGACACGGUGGCGUAAUAUUGCCACCGUCGGUGCGGCCGUGACGGUCAUCGGUAUUGUCACGUCGCCCAUCACACAGCAGACGCUGUCGUAUCCCGAGCGCCAGACAAACACCAACGGCACAGCCACGACAUGGGCUGCGCGCCACAUUGGAGACAGCAGCGGUCAGCCAUACCCCGAGUUCCUGCGGAUGGUCGGUGCUAUACACUCGGGGCUAGCACCUAACGGUGCCAACGCCUAUGCAGACCUCUCGCCCGAAUGUUCAACGGCCGAAUGCUCAUUCCCGUCAUUUGCGACGUUGGGCAUAUGCGCUAAGGUGGCCAAUGCGACGUCGCUGCUCAACAUCACUGUGCUACCGAAUGCUGGCUUCAACGACUCGUCAGGAUGGGGUGACGAGGCAACAAUCAACAUGCGUAUGGUCGCGUACAACGUCACAGCUCCGCAGCCCGGUGCCUGGAUCACAACUCCCGUGGCAUACACCAUGAACCUACUCACCCUCAACGAGUCAUUUUUCUUUCGCGACGACAGCGACGUGCGCUAUACGACCUUGUACGACGGCCUGCUGAUCUAUUCCAACGGCCCGAACAUGUCUUACCCCAACCACGACGUGGCUGCUGUGCCGCAAUUUCAGGCCCUCGAGUUGGUGCUGCAUCUGUGUGUAAAGACGCUCGAUGUCCGAGUUUCCGAGGGCCGGCCCGUGACGACGACUACCAGCGAGCAGUGCCGCAUCGUCGGUGACUUGCCUUCUGUGCCCGUCUUCAAGCACGACUGUGUGACGUGGAACAUCACUGGCGACGUGACACCCUUUGUCUGCGGCUAUAUGCCUACUUCCCCUUCCCGUCCCUACACCAUUACACUAGAUGGGCCAGGCGGCAACUUCUCCGUCCACAGCAAGCUGCUCACCGAGGUGACUGUAGACAUGCAUCUCGGCUUAACAUCGUUUUGGAACUGGAACGGUGGCGGCGGCUCAGCCGAGACGGGCGCCAAUGUGGGCAUGAAGCUGAUCGAUGCCGUAUGGGGUUCAACAGACGGCCUCGAGGCGCAGUACGCACGCCUUCAGCAGGUCGCCGACGGUAUUGCCAUAGGUGCUACAAACAUGUAA